AGACAGACCAUUCCAGAUAACAGUAAUUUGCAUAAACAUGAAGCGUGAAACUCUGAAUAUGUUAUGAACAAUUACGUGGAUAUUUCCGGCCCGCCUUGCGGUUCUAUGCGCCCCCUAAAAACUUCUGCCUACAUUUCAAAAUGAAGCCUCAGAAGCUUGGGGGCUCAGUUUCAGGCAGGAAAAUUUGUUGUGAGUCCAGCGUCUAUCACAUUGUAAAGAAAAUUCGUAAUUUUUUUUUCUGGGAAAUGUGUAGUCAUUGAUAACAAAUAAUGAAAUGUGAUAUUAAGAGAGGGGGGGAGGGGCUGUAUUGUUACCGAGCGCUCUAAAGGUGGCGCAUAUAUGACAUAGUAUUGAAUUCUGGGCUCUCAUAUUUAUUGCAACAUAUGUUCCUCUUUGUUCUGGGCGAGGUUUCAAAAAGUUAUUGAGGGCGCUGUUUCAUGUUACGCAUAAUUAGGUGCGAAAGAGGGAGAGAGAGAGAGGAGAGGGAGACAAAGAGGAAGAGGGGGGAGAAUGUGGCAUGUGUGAGAGAGCGAGCGAGAGAGCUUGAGAAAGAGUGCGAGACAGAGAAAAAUGGAGAGAAAAAAGGAAAGAAUUAAGCUUCUGUGUGGGAGAGAGAGAUUAAAGAGAAAACGCGUAGUCAUUCUAUCAAAUUUCUAAUUAAAUUUUGAAAUGUGUUGAUGUUGAUGAAUGCUUGGAUGCGUCUAACAGUCAACACUUCUGUAGAGUUAGCAAAUCGAGCAAAGCACACAUCCAAUUAUCUUCGACCGCAGAUUUAAUUUAGCCUCAGAGAUUUCAGUAAAGCCUGCGGCAAUACUGUCCAAGUGAUUUUACUCUGGGAAGAGAUUGCACUAACUCAAUCAUCUGGUCACAGCAAGAGACAGUACGUCCUCGGUAAUUUCAUCUCAGCCAGUUUGGGUUCUGCAGGAACUGGUCCCGCUGAAGCAGGUGAUGUACAUUUCAUGGCCAGAAGUUCCACACUAGCCCGCAGGUGCGAGGCUUUAAGAAAUCUGUGGAGCCGAGCAGAAGUAGUCUGAAGUUCAUCGAUCCCUCUCCGGUACUGGUCAGCGUCAAUCUCGCCUCGGCAAGGGGGAGAACACAGGACAAAGGGGGGAAUACAAGCGGAUCUCUUUUUGGGGAGUGUUUUAUGAUGUGAAUACUCAAGGGACAUAAAUCGUGAGUCUUUGCAUUUAAUCGAAGCAAGAGACAAGGGGGAAAAAAAGACAAGGCUGCUAAGGCUGACGUCAACUAGAUCUAGAUAGUUUUGAGACAUGAAUGACACCGUUUUGGACGCUAAUGACAUCUGACUUGUUUAGCAACAAAGACAACUUGAUUGAAAAAGGCUAAGCUGACCUGAGUUUAAAAACUGUGAAUCCGAACCAGUGGAUAUGGUACUCAUAGGGUGGCGAAAGUAAUUUGAAAACAUAACGUCAACAUGGAACUCUGUGAUCGAGAUUAUAACAGCAGUUCGAACUACAGCGCCUCCACACUGCUACUGGUCAGUGUACGCUACCGCGAUGUGCACUGCUACCCGGCACUGGUCAUCUGCAUUUAUGGCGUCAUCACCAACGUCAUUAACAUCAUUGUCCUGACCAAGCCAAGCAUGCGGAACAGCAUCAACUGUAUCCUGACAGGCAUCGCCGUGGCUGACAUGAUCACCAUGUCCUCGUCAAUUCCAUUUACCUAUUACUAUUACAUCAUGGACGAAGAGGCCAAACUAACUAGUCUCCCUUGGUUAACGUUUCUCGCUGUCCACAUGAACCUGACCUUGAUAUCGCAUACGUCAUCGCUAUGGCUAGGGGUCAUCAUGGCCGUGAUGCGCUACUUCUUCGUGCGCCCCACUGCGCGCGGGGCCAAGACGCUCGAAAGCCGCUCCACCAUCAUCGUCAUUAUCGCCACCUUCCUCGGGACGGUGCUCCUCAUUAUCCCCAACUGCCUGGCCACGGAGGUCGUGCCUUGCCACAACAAUGAGACAGGGAAAACCAACUGGCACCUUAAGGUCCCGUCCUUCGGGCAGAACGACGGCAACGUCCUGCACACCGUGAACUUCUUCAUCUACGCGGUGAUGGGAAAGAUCAUACCCUGCACGCUGAUCACCUUCUUUGGCGGUCUCCUUCUGCACACGCUCAAGGUGGCCAACAAGAGGACACGGAGGCUGAAAGGCGAGAACGCGACCAGCAACACCAACUCCCAAACGAGGCGCACAACAGUCAUGCUCCUCGCUAUCAUCGCGCUGUACAUAAUCUCGGAGCUGCCCCAGUCCAUCCUUAUCCUCCUCUGCAUCUUCGUGGAUGGCUUCUUCAGGGAAGUCUACGCCCUGCUCGGGGACUUUAUCGACCUCUUGGCGCUCAUCAACAGCGCCACCAACUUCAUCACCUACAUCGCCAUGAGCACUCAGUACCGGAACACGCUCUUGGACAUCAGCUGCGCAUGCGUGCACAGGACUACCUGCAAGAAGUGCGGCCACACGAGUGCUCUUCAAAGUACGAAGUACUCAAAGACUCCGCCUGCUCCAGUUUGACCUACUUACAAAGUACUUCAAGCUCGUCAAUAAAGUACUUGCUACAAAGUCGCUAUCGGUCCGUUAUUGCUGGGAAAGUCGCCGUUUGACUGAAGCAAGGAGAUAAGGUGAUGGUUCGUGAUUCUAAGACGCUGUAUCUGUGCUCUGUGUGUCUCUGUAAGGUGCAAAUCAAUUCAAUGGUUCUCAAACUAAUGUUGAGUUCUGCCAAACGAUGUUGUCAUCAGGCCGUGAACACUCAGGACCUUAAUAUAAUGUUGUAAAUGGUAUAAUGGUAAAAGUAUAAAAUUGUAGGUCACAGAUAAGCUCAAUUCAUCUUUUUAUUGUUUUGUUUUUUUAUUGUUUUUAUUAUUUAUUUAUUUUUAUUGUCUUUUAUUGGAAGGGUAUUGAUCUUCAUAUAAUUUUUUUUCUGUUCUGCAUGUUGUUAAUAGAUUUACAAAUAUUUCCAAAAAUAAAUAAAAUGUUUCCAAUGCAUUCAAGUUAAAACUGAUCUAAAAUGUGCUUCAGAAGAAAUUUCAUUUGUCCAUUAGGCUAUUUUCAAAACUUUUUACAAAAUUCUCUCUCUUAUAUUCUUAUACAAUGAACAUCAAACCACGGUUUGUCUUUUUCUCUUGUUUUUACUUCUUAUAAUUGUUUCUUACUUUCUCCAGUUCAUGUAAAACUAAGCCCUUCAUUUUUUUUCAGGCAUUGUAAUGUUCAUUUUGUUUUUUUACACCGAAUAGAGCUGGUACAGAAUGAUCAGCCACGUAUAGAUUUAGUUUUAUUGAAAGUUGGAACCAAAUGUUUUUGUUAGAUCUGAAUACCUCAAUUUGAGUCAUCUCAACGUCCCGUCUUUGUGAAACACCAUUCUCAUGUUGUUGUCUUGAUGUGCACUAUCUACCCAGAUAAACUUAAAAUCCCUGGCAUGGUUGGUCACGUGACAUACGUCAGCACAAAUUUGUCGCAGAAUAUUCUAGAUCUACAGGUUGUUCGUAUUCCGAAGCUUAUGGCGUUAAAUUGUCUCAAUUCUUCUGUCUCCCGCGGCAUUCAAUUUAUUGUGCAAAUGUUUUGAUUUUUUUACGCAUUUUUUUUUUUAUUGUGGCAUUUUGGAUCGAAGCCUGUAUCUCUUGUCCACUUUAUUAGUACACUUUAUCAGCAAGUCAGCUUCUAGACAUAUGUCAAUCUCAUAUCGAUCAGCUUUCAAUAAGUCAACAAGUCCUAGAAAUCAAUAAAAGCUGAAUUGAACAAAUGUUAGCAUUGACUUUUCUGGCAUUGUCAUGUUUUUUGUCACUUGCGUGUUCACAUUGUAGUGUUUUGUGUUAGCAUGCAGCUUGUGUGGACAUACUGGCCAGUGAAAAUAAUGUCAGUAGAAUUGAUUGGUCUCACAGUUUCUCAUUAAUGUAUGCGUCCAGGCUGCUGAGUCACAAUGUAUAUACACUUGUCACAUUGUCACAACUGCGUAUGGCUUGUUGGUUGUUAUAUUUACAUAGUUUAGAGCAUGAAAACUUGUAAGAAUGCAAAUAUUGAAAGAACGUUAUUGAGCGAUCAAAGUCUGGAGAUAGUUCAACUAUGCGAAUACAAAAGGUGUUAAUAUAAAAUACAUUGGGAAUAUGACUAAUGACUAGAUUUAUGGGCCAUGUGUUAAUUUGUCCCUGAAUGAUAACUGUAUGGUCACUUCAUCAAGGAAUGGAAAGCUUUGUGACUUAGACCGAGACCAAUCAAUACAGUGACUCUCGAUGUCCACCAAGCCGAGACCAAUCAGUACAGUGACUCUCGAUGUCCACCAAGCCGAGACCAAUCAGUACAGUGACUCUCGAUGUCCACCAAGCCGAGACCAAUCAGUACAGUGACUCUCGAUGUCCACCAAGCCGAUCUCAAUCGUCAUAGCAGGCCUGAAUACUGACCCGUGUCUGACGUACAGAUCCAUGACGUGGCGAUGAGCCAUUGGUCUUCACUACCCACAGGUUGUGACGUCGCAGGCUUACUAUGACGACUGGUCUCGAUCCAGCUCCGUUGAUGGGCACUAUCACUUUGUAUGCUGAAACCAAUACUUCAGGUGUUAUGUCAAAAUGUUUGAACAUGAUCUAAUCUCUGACUUUUUCUUAACUUGUGAUGAAUUUUAUCGGUGAUUCCGCCCCUGAGUAUUUUUAUCCAGACCUUUGCAUAUUGUGGAUUUUUACUGAAGACUUUGUGACUAAAUUGGGGAUUCUAGAACUUGUGUUUUGAAUCUGAAGAUUGGUCUUUGUUCGUUUGUUGUUGAGCUGGCCACAUAAAACCUUCAUUGAUGACACUGAAUGCGAGCUUUGGAUCGCUAUGUCGUGCAGAAAAAUGUAGUUUCAUGCUUGCACUCAUCUCAUAUAUUAGCGUUGAUAGAAGGAUCUAUAUAAGUAUUUAGAGGAAUAAAUAUUUAUUUAUGUGUCAAAAUAGAAACAAAGAACUAUAUUCUGGUGUGUUUAUUCCUAAAUAUCUUUUCAUGUGAGGAGAUCUAGCAUCGGUGAGAAACUAUUUUGUCUUUGGUACGUGGGGAGAUCACUCUCCGUUUCAUUGGGUAACUCAUUCUUCACAAGUAUCGGUAUCUUUCAUGCCUCUGUAGGAGGAGCGCAUGAUCCUCCGAUGAUAUUUCUUAGACCCCCAUGGACUGUAUAUAUAUACAUUUACAAUACAUACAAUGUUGUGUGUUUGUUGAUAUUGUACACAGAAUUCAGAAUGUUGUUUUGUUGUGAAGUUACGUCUUGGUCUGUGCAUCGUUUCUGCACACGAGUUUCAUCAACCUUGUUUGUACACUCACACAGAAUUGAUGUUUCAUGUUACAAUGUACCGUAUGUACAUCAAGCCUGAGAAAUGUGUACAAGUGGUCAGAUUGGCAGCCUCUUUUUGUAU
Biomphalaria glabrata is the source of this 5374-nucleotide messenger RNA. RefSeq names its product G-protein coupled receptor dmsr-1-like. Gene Ontology annotation, cellular component: membrane. Bases 1433 to 2518 code for a protein of 361 amino acids. Gene Ontology annotation, biological process: G protein-coupled receptor signaling pathway. The transcript has 7 exons. NCBI's taxonomy places the organism in Eukaryota, Metazoa, Mollusca, Gastropoda, Planorbidae. The record is from RefSeq and is a predicted model, not a curated record. Gene Ontology annotation, molecular function: G protein-coupled peptide receptor activity.